GGGUUUUGUCCGGAGAGCUUCAUUACUUUCAUUUCAUCAGUCGCUGCCUCGCCUCUCGCAUCUCUUUUACAGCCCUUGCUUCAGCGGAGAGCAGCAGCAACCAGUAGCCAUGGCUGAACAGACUGAGAAGGCUUUUCUUAAGCAACCCAAGGUUUUCCUAAGCUCGAAGAAAUCUGGGAAAGGAAAGAGACCUGGCAAAGGUGGAAACCGUUUCUGGAAGAACAUUGGCUUGAGUUUCAAGACUCCUCGUGACGCCAUUGACGGAACUUACAUUGAUAGGAAAUGUCCAUUCACUGGAACCGUUUCUAUAAGGGGACGUAUCUUAGCUGGUACUUGCCACUCUGCCAAGAUGCAGCGAACCAUCAUUGUUCGCAGGAACUAUCUCCACUUCGUCAAGAAGUAUCAAAGGUAUGAGAAGAGACACUCCAACAUCCCUGCCCACGUCUCACCCUGCUUCCGUGUCAAAGAAGGUGAUCAUGUCAUCAUUGGCCAGUGCAGGCCGUUGUCAAAGACGGUGAGGUUCAAUGUGCUGAAGGUGAUCCCGGCAGGCGCAUCUGCCUUUGCAAAGAAGGCAUUCACUGGAAUGUAAGAGCUUUGAAGUUAUGGAGAUUUAACUUUGCUUGUUUUGAUGUUGGAAUGUUUUGUUUGGUGAUCUCCUUUUGUUGUAGUCCCAUAGACUUAAUAGACCUACUUUGGUUAUUUGAAAUUUACUACAUUCAUCUGUUUUAUCUUUGGUAUCUCUAGAAAUCAUCUACUUUUGUCUA
This is a messenger RNA of Brassica oleracea var. oleracea, 764 nucleotides long. Its product is annotated as 40S ribosomal protein S11-3. The coding region runs from base 110 to 589 and encodes 159 amino acids. NCBI's taxonomy places the organism in Eukaryota, Viridiplantae, Streptophyta, Magnoliopsida, Brassicales, Brassicaceae. The transcript is spliced from 4 exons. Gene Ontology annotation, cellular component: cytosolic small ribosomal subunit; ribosome. Gene Ontology annotation, molecular function: structural constituent of ribosome. The record is from RefSeq and is a predicted model, not a curated record. Gene Ontology annotation, biological process: translation.